Anarrhichthys ocellatus (wolf-eel) is the source of this 8943-nucleotide messenger RNA. Its product is annotated as zinc finger MIZ domain-containing protein 1. Gene Ontology annotation, molecular function: zinc ion binding; SUMO ligase activity. Bases 2705 to 5521 code for a protein of 938 amino acids. Gene Ontology annotation, cellular component: chromatin. The record is from RefSeq and is a predicted model, not a curated record. NCBI's taxonomy places the organism in Eukaryota, Metazoa, Chordata, Actinopteri, Perciformes, Anarhichadidae. Gene Ontology annotation, biological process: protein sumoylation; regulation of transcription by RNA polymerase II. The transcript is spliced from 20 exons.
CCCCCCCCCCCCAAGAGGGUCAGAGUAGCACAUUCCCAAUCGUUUGCGCCUCAGCAAGCUCUUGGAAUUCCUCAGCUCUAAAGAGUGAAAGGAGGCACCGAUUUAUAAGAGACGGGGACCAGUCGAAAGUUUUUCAGUUCAUUCUCUCAUGUAACAAACGCCUGGUAAACCAGCUAUUCAACAGAUAAUUAGUUGGGCUUCAGCUCUGGUUUGUUUCUCUACAUGUUUCACACAUGCAGGUUUGUAUUCAAGCUUGAUCCGAAGACAUUGUGGGUUGUAGUUUAACCACAAUCUUAAAAAAUAUCCUCUGUUUCAUCUUGCUUAGUUGGUGUGAUAGUGGACGUUUUAUGGUGGGACCUCUGGUAGUGUGAGGGGGGAUGUUUGCGUUUGUAGAUCAACAGGCAGUGUGACCAAUUGAUUCAUCUAGAAAUCUAUUAAACAAAGCCAAAUAAAGUGAUACGCUUGAUACGCUUCAAUAUAUGUACAGCGUGAAGACAUGCCACAGGUGCAGGAUGUGCAGUUUAGACCGUCAUAGCACUACAUUUUCAAAGAGUUUUCUGCAAAGUAUAAACAUUUUUGGAGUGAAUACUAAAUAGAGAGAUGAAUAUCAACUUCAUGCUAGCAAAUCUUAUUUCAAAACAUUGAUUUUUUUAUAUUAAUGGAAAUUCCAAAGAAAUGAAAGUGUGCCGGGUUUAAAGAAAGAAGAACGUCUUUCAAGGGUGCCGUCAAUCUUUUAUUCUUUACACUUGACGUGGUUGACUUUAUUAGUUUGCUUAAGUGCAAAUUGAAGGUAAAUAAACUGUAGUCUAAAGAGCUGAUCAUACGUCUGCCUUCCAGUGAAGUGGUGCUGAACACCAAGUUGUCAUUGGCCUGUGGAAAAGUCUCUGAUUGUACACACGAUACAGAGGUCAGAUACACACAAACACAGGCCUGAAGGGCUGUAAUUUCUCUUCCCAGAACUUCCCACACUAAAAUGUUGUUUCUAUUUCUUCUGUCCAUCUCUCCACCCGAUGUGCUUCAACAUGUAGUUUAGCUGUGGCUUUUCCUAAAUAGAAAAUAACACAUUGUUGGUGGCCGAGAGCUUGUUUGAGUUGUAUCUGACAACUAAACAACCUUUAGUUAAUCCCAUUUAAAUACACAUUUAAGACUUUAUUUUCCAUGUAUGGAAGUUUUAUUUCAGAUGGUGGUGAGGCAGCCGUGGUUCCUCAAGUGGUACAAUUAUUUUAGUCCAAGAAGUGAGAUCCAGUCUAAAGAGUGUUCACUCACCCCACCUACUGUAUAAACACCUCAUACAUUAUAAUCAUUGGAGGUCUGCACUAUUCUUUACAAGUCCAAGUGCAAUACAUUUGGUAUCUUUUGGGGUCUUGUCUGCAGCAGAUUGUAAAGAUGGACCCUCGUCAGAGUUUACUAGGUUAAAGGCUUAUUAUAUAUGAUAAGUGUGUCACAGACGCUAUAAAUCUACACCGUGUCCACUUUGGACACACUGUUUUACAGUAUAUGAUCACCGUAUGUGAAGUCUUCCAGCUAGCUAUGAUGGAUGUGUUGACUUGCUGUCGGGAUUUAGGGCUGUAAGUCACUUGCCGUGCACAUAGCUGAUAGUAAAUACUAGGAGAGCAAAUACAGACGGGAGACACCAGAGAUAAGAGCGGUUGAGCUUGUCUGUCCUUCUCUGUAGUCGUCGCAGUUAUUAUGUCUGUGGCAGCAGGAGGUGAUUGGUAGCAUCUUCAGCCACUCCAUAUGGCUCUGUAAUUCGCAGUGCAACAAAAUCGGAUGUUUGCAUGUUAGAAUUAAUUAACAUUGCACCUUGUGUCUCUAAUUAAAUGCAUAUUAUUGUAUUUUAGCCACCGAUCAGUUGACACCCGACUCGACUCGCUGCCGGUGAGUGUGAGUAUUUUUAUUUGCAGAUGACAAUAGACGCUCCAGACUGCCUCAGGUGGUGUGUCUACCCACAGUUUACAUGUUUUAUAUGUGUGUAAUUAUUUUUCCAAAAGCUUACCGUGGCUGAAGUGUGCUGAAAGACGAAUGUGGUCUAAUUGGCCCCUCCCUCCCUGAUUUAAACACUCAGUGCAUCAGGAAGCCACAAUAGCCAGCCUCCUCCUCCUCCAUGCCCCUUAAUUACAAUGACCAGUUUGAUGGAUUAAGUCGACUUUAUGCAAAGACAAGGUUUUGGGGGCUGGAAUCACUGCUUAAUGUACCCACCUGAACCAUUUCUAUUGCCACUUUUCGGCGGUACUUGCGCUGCAUCUCCCUCAUAGCAAAUGUUGCUUUAAAUGAAUUGAUUGAGGCUUCUUUUACUCGUUGCUCUGGACGCGGGCCAAGAUGCAGGCUGUCUAGCACAUUAGGCACCACCCCCCUUUGCAGGUUUGAAAUGUGAGCCGCCUGCAUUUUUUUUUUCUCCUCUCCGUUCCUCCCUCCCUCCCUCCUCCCCUCCUCUCCCUCCCCUCCCCUGCCCUCCCUCUCUCCCUUCUGGCGAAGUGGCUGUGGCUGCUUCUGUGUGAUGUGUGUAUUGGGAGAGCAAGCAAUGGAUCACUAGACAGAAAAAGAAGAUACAUCAAUAACUGCUGCAUACAUCCGAGAAACCAACUGCUGCAGGAGGUGUCAGUCUGACUCAGCUCUUCUGUCGUCGUGGUGUGAGGAGCUGGGACGCCUCCUCCUCCUCCGUCACCAGAAGAACAGGCAAAACGAGCCUCCGGGAAAAGUGCCCAUGCAACCCCCCAUGAGCUCCAUGAAGCCCGGCCUCUCACACGGCAGAGAUGGGUCUUUUCCCUACGACUCAGUCCCCUGGCAACAGAACACCAAUCAGCCUCCAGGUUCGUUGUCGGUGGUUACUACCGUCUGGGGCGUGACCAACACGUCGCAGAGCCAGGUGUUGGGGAAUCCCAUGGUGAACAACAACAAUCCCAUGAACCCUGGGGGCAACCCUAUGGGCUCGGGUAUGUCUGGUAACAAUCCGGGGAUGAACUCUCCUCAGUUCCCUGGUUCGCAGCAGCAGUUCCCCAGCAAGGGCAACUCCAACCAGGGCUACAUGCAGCAGGGCAUGUAUGGACGACCCAACUACCCCGGAGGAGGAGGCUUUGGUGGCAAUUACCCUGGAGGGCCUAACACUGGACCUGGAGGAAUGGGCAUCCCUCCACACUCCCGUCCUCAGUCAGACUACACCCAGCCCGCAGCCGCUGCUGCUGCCGCCGCAGUUGCUGCGGCUGCCGCCACAGCGACCGCCACUGCCACAGCCACUGUAGCUGCCAUGCAGGAAACCCAGAACAAAGACAUGAACCAAUAUGGACCGAUGAGUUCCUCUUUCCAGAUGGGACCAAACCAGGCGUACAACAGCCAGUUCAUGAACCAGCCAGGACCCCGCGGCCCUCCGUCCAUCCCUGGGAACAUGGGCAGUGGCAUGAAUGCAUCCAACAUGAGUGGACCCCCCAUGGGAAUGAACCAGCCCAGGGGCCAAGGCAUGGGGCCUUUUGCGGCCCACGGACAAAGGAUGCCCCAGCAAGGCUAUGCAGGACCCCGGCCUCAGGGCAUGGGUAUGCAGGGCAUGAAAAGGCCGUACCCAGGGGAGCCAAACUAUGGUGGGCAGCAGUAUGGACCAAACAGCCAGUUCCCGAACCAGCAGGGACCGUACCCCACACCCAACCCCUCUAGGCCGCUGCCGUCCCCAAACUACCCCAGCCAGAGGAUGCCAGGACAGCAGCUGCCGGGCCAAUACCCGCCACCCAGCGGUGCCAUGGGCCAGUACUAUAAGCAAGAGCCGCCUUUUAAUGGCCAAACAAAUAACUUCUCCGGGAGUGGAUAUCAGUACGGCCAGGGUAAUAUGAAUGGGCCGCCCAGACCGGUGGGUAACUACCCUCACUCCCCAGUGCCAGGCAACCCCACCCCUCCAAUGACCCCAGGUAGUAACAUUCCCCCAUACCUAUCGCCAAACCAGGACGUGAAGCCACCCUUCCCUCCUGACAUCAAACCAAAUAUCACCGCUCUCCCUCCCCCUCCAGCCAACCACAAUGAGGAGCUGCGCCUAACGUUCCCAGUGCGAGACGGGGUGGUCCUAGAGCCCUUCAGACUAGAGCAUAACCUGGCUGUCAGCAACCACGUCUUCCACUUACGGCCCUCCGUACACCAGACACUCAUGUGGAGAUCGGAUUUGGAGCUGCAGUUUAAGUGCUACCACCACGAAGACCGUCAGAUGAACACCAACUGGCCGGCAUCUGUCCAAGUCAGCGUAAACGCCACACCGCUCACCAUCGAGCGGGGCGACAAUAAGACCUCUCACAAACCCCUGCACUUGAAACAAGUAUGCCAGCCAGGCAGGAACACGAUCCAGAUCACAGUCACUGCCUGCUGCUGUUCGCACUUGUUUGUGCUGCAGCUUGUCCACAGGCCCUCAGUUCGCUCCGUCCUCCAGGGCUUACUGAAGAAGAGGCUUCUGCCUGCAGAGCACUGCAUCACCAAAGUUAAGAGGAACUUCAGCAGCGUUGCAGCAUCAUCGGGGAACGCAACGCUCAACGGCGAAGACGGCGUGGAGCAGACGGCCAUUAAGGUUUCCCUCAAAUGUCCAAUCACCUUCCGGCGAAUACAACUUCCAGCAAGAGGCCAUGACUGCAAACACGUACAGUGUUUUGAUUUGGAAUCAUAUUUACAACUCAACUGUGAGCGGGGGACAUGGCGAUGUCCUGUAUGCAAUAAAACAGCGUUGCUAGAGGGACUCGAAGUGGACCAGUACAUGUGGGGAAUCUUGAACGCCAUUCAAAACUCGGAGUUUGAGGAGGUGACCAUUGACCCGACAUGUAGUUGGCGGCCGGUGGCUAUUAAAUCUGAUAUCCACAUCAAGGAGGAUCCAGAUGGACCGCUGGCCAAGAGGUUUAAGACUAUGAGCCCCAGCCAGAUGAUCAUGCCCAAUGUGAUGGAGAUGAUAGCUCAGCUUGGCCCCGGACCUUCACCGUACCCGUUGUUAUCUUCUCAGCAAGGGGGCAACAACAGUGAAUACAGCAGCCAAGGCAACAGUUACCAGGGGCACGGGAACUUCGACUUUCCUCACGGCACGCCUGGUGGUACGUCGAUGAAUGAUUUCAUGCACGGUCCCCAGCUGUCUCACCCACCCGACAUGCCCAACAGCCUGAUGACCCAAGACAAGCCACUCUCACACAACAUGCCUGACUCAAUACCUCACUCUGCAGGCAAUGACCAGUCGCAUGGUCCUCUGCAGAGCUUACAUGCAUCUCCGCACCCUGGGAGCCAAUCGGGACAGCAGCUACACCACAGCGGGCCUCCUCAGCCGUCACGACAAGCUCCGCCUCCUCAGCAGCAACAACAGCCGCCCGGCCCCAACAGCCAUCCCCACGGCGACCUGGCCUUCAACCCCUCCAGCAGUUUGGACAGCCAAGCAGGGUCGGACAUGCCUGAGCCGUCUUUAGACCUUCUUCCAGAGCUCGCGAACCCAGAUGAGCUGUUGUCGUACCUGGAUCCACCAGACCUCCCCAGCAAUAGCAACGAUGACCUUCUAUCGCUCUUCGAAAACAACUGAGGCAAUUCAGACACACAUAAACUUUUCUGACUGCCUGCAGUUUCCCCCGAGAACCCAGGGCGGUCGCUCAGUACUUGAUAAACACAAAGAUGCACUCCCUUUCUCUUCUUCCUCUUGUACAGUUUUCAUUGGCCAGCACAGAUUGACUGAAAGAGGUAAAAACUCCAAGACAAGGCGGGAUGCGGGCCCCGCCCCUGGCGAUACUUUUGAACUGUGCAGCUAUACUCGGUUAUUUUUUUACGCCACACACAGGUGUGUAUGUGUGCACAUUAGGAACGUGUUGUAGCAUUUUUUUAUUCAUGUUUUGUUUCCUUUCGAGAAGAAAAAUGGAGUUCAAUGUAUAAAAGAAAAAUAUCUGUUAAAAACCUGCGCUAUCUGGCCAGUGUGCGCUACGUCCAUAUUGUUAUUCCAAACUGAGAGGCCACAGCUUCCUGGUGUCACAGCUCCAUUCCCUGACUGGUCUGGUUAGCCGCACUGUUUUGUCCGCCACACAUCAUUUAAAAGCACAAGAGAUUCUGGCAAUGCGAAAUGAAAAAUCUGUCUUUACGAAGGGAAAAAAAUAAUGAUCUGUUAGAUCAGCAUAUGUCUGUCCUUGACAAAAAUGUUUUUAAAUAAUUUUUUGCUCAACAUUUUAAAAAGAUUUUUGGGAAUGAUCGGCUUCCACUUUGUCUACAAUUGUGAUACAUACAUAUUUUUGUCAAAAAGAGGUAUACCUGCUUUUCAGUCCUGACAGUUGAGUGGUGAGACAGAGAAGAUUUUGGCCCCACUAAAACAAAAAACAAAAGUUUAUAUUGCACACCAAGAAUAGCAUACCUGUACUUCUACAUAUUGUAUAGUUUAUCGUCCUCCUGUGCAGAGGAGUGAUUUUAAUGGAACGGUACAAUAUGAGAGAUCUGGGUUCCAUAUAGAUCCUGCUGCGUUUAUUGCUUCCUGCUAUGACUCCUUCCAUGCCGUCUGCUCCGCAUGAGCCCCGGUGUCGCUCGUGUCAGCAAUUUUGCAAUGAUGCAUCUCUCUCCCUGUUAAAUGAUGUGCUGUUAAAGUAGUCUACAAAGUGCAUGUGUGCCAAGCCCUUGUCUAGUGCUGUUCCAAGUGGUAACAAAAAAAUAUUUGGUUUUUAUCAGUUGCUUUUUUCACGGCUCUUUUUUUUUGUUUGUACGUUUGUUUUUGAUUUCUGUCCGAUUUUAGUAUGAUUUAUUUAACACUAACAUUGAAGGGAUAAUGCUGAUAUCUGCAAUACAAUUAUCGUGUAUUUGCUGGAUAUACUGUAUUGUGUUUGUUUGUUUUCUUGUUUUUUGUUGCUGCAUAAUUUAAUUAUCCAUAAAUCUUUUGGGAAACUGCUCAACAUCACCAAAGUUAGAGGGAUGAGAAUGGAGAUGUGUUGUAUUUGCUUGGUCCUGUGUAAGAGUGCGUGCAUGAGUGAGUGUGUGUGAGAUUGUGUGCAUGUGUUUCUAUUAGUGUGAUGGGAAGAAAUAUUGAUUUCAAAGAUAUAGGGGAGGACAAAUACAGUUUAUCCAUCACUGCUGUUCAAGAAGUGGCUUUUAAAGCAGUAUUGGUGCAGACCUUUUGCCACAUUUGUUUUCAAUUUCACUUUUUGAGAAGAGUGCUGUUCAGUAUGCAAAUGUAUUAUUUUUAAAAAAAAUGCUAUUGUACUGUAAAUAUCAUUGUGAAUAUUUUUGUAUCAUCUUGAUAAUGUUUGUCCUUUGAUCAUUAGUCGUCCGACCUAACAACGUAUGCUCCCAGACUCCCAUCUAACCACUGACUUUGUUUGUAACCAGCAUACGACAGCUGUCUCGCCUCCUUGUUGUGGGGAGGCCAGUCCAAAUGUCUCAUAAGCUAUUUCCUGCAGGUCGCCGUGCUUUCUAGUCACUUUCCUCCCAGUGCACUCUGUCUCACACCUGUCAUUUAUAGACAGGUGUCACAUUUUUAUGUGCCCCCCCCCCCCCUUCCCUACAUCAGCUCACAGUGAUUGUGUUGCCUCGUUUUUUAGUUUUUAGAUGCCAAGCGCGAUUUGACGCAAUAUUUUCUGUUACGCUCCGAUUGCAUUUUAUUUAAAAUGUUGUCUAUUCAUCAAUUGAUGUUCACAUUUUAUCGGUGAUACUGAACAGUAAUGGUUUAAAAAAGAUGUGGCUUUCAGUGUAAUUAGUGACCUAUGUGAAUAUCAUAAUUGUUGCUAAUUGUCAAUACACAGUGGUAUCACAACCAUAUUUUAAAGAAAUCCAUGAUAUUGUUUAUAUUUUUGUUAUAGAAAAUGUGGCUUUUUUAAAAGCAUGAGACCAUAUACAUUUCUAUCCCCUUUUUGUUUUUUGGUAAAUUAUUUUGUACUGGUUUUCUUAUUAAUCUGUAAGGCUAGAAAUCCAAUUUCUUUCAACUGUAGCAUUGUGCUGAUUUAACCACCCUGGUUUUAUGUAAACAUUAUUUUAAGCAUAUUUUAAGCGAAAUAUUAUUUGCUCCAGUUCAGCACACUGACAUGUUGUUUCAUAUUUAUGUCACAAAGAGACAUCAAAUCGAAAAUCCCUCUUUUAACAAUACACUGCCACAUUUUCAUAUUUUACGGUCAGAAUUGAAACUUUCGAUCGAUCCCAUGGACGUCAUCAUCAUUUCACAUUUUGUUCUCACUUUCAAGUGAGCCAAUUUGGUGUAAGGCAGCACCUCAAAUAUGUAGUGGCACAAUCACAAUAUAGGGCCAUUUCUUUGGGGACAGUUGUUUUAAAAAAAGGAAAAUUAAAAAAAGGGGAAGGGCACGUUCAUCAUUGUGGCCUGGAAAGGAUGUUGAGGGCAAGGCUAGAUCAAACGUCCCAAGGAUGCCUGUACAUAUGUAAAUGAAUAUAGAGACAUGUGAACAGAAAUGUAUUCAUUUUCCCUGGGAAUGUGCAUUGUUUCUUCAGAAUAAUAAAAAGCUUGCAACCCCUCUACUGGAAGUGGCUGAAUAUGGAAAAUGAAACUUGUUAGUUAGUGUCUGUGGGUAUCUCUCAGCAUUUUGUUCUCCCUCUGUAAUAUGCUUUCACCUCUUUUGUUAGGGGAACUGGGACAGCUCUGUUUUACAUGUAAUAUUUAGCCUGAGUGUUCUAGUCUGUCACCUGCAUACCCUUGAGGUGCUAAACUAAAAAAGGAAGAGAAAAAAAAAGGUUACAAAGAAAAUAGUUCGGAGGGGUGGGAGGGACGGGUCCAGAAGAUUGUAACCAAAUCCAUAGUUUGUACAAUUUUUUAAUAUGAUGAGCAGUUGGAAAAAUCAUACAAUCUAAGGUGAUUCAUGCAAUGUGGCCAUUGUCUCUAUUGUGUACAUUGUAUGUACAAUCAUUUCAUAUUCUAAACUGGUCAGAAAAUAAAAGGAACUAAUUGUGAUUUUUAGUCUUGCAGAACUGUAUGUAGUUAGAUGAUGUGACAACCUAAUAUUUAUCUAAUAAAUAUGUAUUCAGAUGAUA